CACGAUAAAGCACAUCGAUAUGUCACGCACAUUCAUCCACAACGUGGAUGACGAGACGUUCCAGGGGCUGCGGCUCGAAUCGCUCAAGCUAGUCGACAACAAGAUCCAGGACAUUUCCGAGAAGAGUUUCAACUUCAUGCAACACUCGCUCGUCUCGCUGGACAUCUCCGACAAUCAGCUGCAAGGACUGCCGUUGGAUUCGCUGAAAAACGUUCAUACGCUAAGCCGAUUAGUGGCACAAAGAAACAACAUCCACCACCUGGACGGCAACUGGGGCAGCCUGGCGGACUCGCUGCGGAGUUUGCACAUCUCCGGUAAUUCGAUUUCGGAGCUGUCGCUGUUUUUGCACGAGGACAAGCGUUCCAAUCACACGGUGCCCACGUUCCAGGCUUCGUCCUCGAUAAUCACCGCAAAACACUCACCGUUGGGCCCGCCCCUUCCAGCAUCUCCCACGCAACAACAGCAGAAACCAUUUGCCAAGCUGAAAAAACUCGUUUGGUUGGACAUCAGCUCCAAUCGGAUAGCCCACAUAGGUCCAAAUAUUUUUCCGAAAUCGCUGGUGACGAUUGAUUUGUCAAAAAACAUCCUGACUGCGUUUCCUGCCGCGGUGUUGGAGCAUUUGCACGAUUUGCGGAUCCUAUCGCUGAAGGACAAUUUGAUAGCGAAACUAGUUGGCGUGGACAUGGCAGGGUCUCGAAUCAAAUUCGAAAAGCUGGACCUCAGCAUAAAUCUGAUAGAAGAGCUGCCCUCAGGGCUGUUCAAUGGGACGGUACGGGUGAAGGCUAUCAAUUUCGAUAAGAACUUCAUACGCAGCAUUCCGGGGGACGCUUUCCGAGAUCUGGGGGUAGUGCACAUGGUGCUGGCAUUCAAUUUUAUUGAAUCGGUGGAUGAUGAAGCUUUUGCCACAUUGGAGCAAUCGCUGGAGUAUUUAGACUUGGAGCGCAACCGGCUGUUAGCUUCCCCGAGGGCCAUUGGCAGUUUGAACAAAUUGCGGUAUCUGUACUUGACAUCGAAUGAACUGACGGGGAUCGAUCAGCUGCCAGCGACGCUGAAGGUACUGUCACUCAGUGGCAAUAAUUUUACCUCCAUCCCUGUGGAAGGGCUGGCUAAUUGUACUGAGCUGUCCUAUUUGAACAUGGGCUACAAUAAAAUAGCGGAAAUUGCGGAGAACGAUUUUGUCGGAUGGGGUGCCAAUUUGCAGACACUGCUACUUAGGAACAAUAAAAUAACUAGUCUGAAUUACGGCAUUUUCAAUGGACUGGACACGAUAAAGGAGAUUAGUCUGAGCUUCAACGAUAUUCAUUACGUACAUCCUAAUGUGUUUGAUAAUGUGUCCAGCACGUUGAAAAUCCUAGAGCUAUCGUUCGGAAUCUACCGGGAGGAAUAUCCAAUGGAUGCGCUCAGUGUGCUAACCGAGUUAAUGUGGCUGGGGCUUGACAAUAACAACCUGAAGGUGAUUCCUGACGAUGCCCUUUCCACUCUGAGCCAAUUGACAUACGUGAAUUUCGCAUUCAACCGAAUUACGGUGCUGCCACGUACGGUGUUCCGGUCGGACAUUCACAAAAAUCUCGUCGAAAUUGAUUUGUCAUUCAAUCAGAUUGAAACUCUUCACUCCGGCACGUUCGACAAUCUCGAACUGAUUCAAAUCAUAAAUUUGUCCUCGAACAAAAUAAAAAGCAUCGAGAAAAGCUGUUUUUUCGACUUGCCCUACUUGACGUACGUGGACCUGUCAUUCAACGGGAUGCAAAACGUGAGCGAAACUGCGUUUAGUUUCCUACCGGCGUUGCUCAGUGUGGACCUGAUGUACAACGAGAUGAGUACGUUCUCGCUGAAAAUGUUCAAGCACGUUUCAAAUGCCACCACCCCCAUGAGGCUGAAUAUUAGCAACAAUGCGAUCGAUAAUUUCGAUGGCGACGUGAAUUCACUUCUCUACGUUUAUUCGCUGGACGCCAGCCACAAUUUGCUCCAGGAACCCCUCGUCUUCCGUGCUCUGGCCUAUUCCCUUCGGAUACUGUACCUCAAUUGGAACAAUUUCACCACGCUCCAAAAUCAUGCCUUCGGCGAUUUACAAAUACUGGAAGUUCUCAAUCUAGCGCACAACAAUAUAUCAUCAUUAAGAAGACGCAGUUUUGCUGGUCUGGUUAACCUGCAGGAAUUCGAUUUGAGCCAUAACAAGAUUGAAGUGCUCCAAAUUGAGCAAUUUUCUCCGCUCAAAAAACUCCGUCUGCUGAAACUGAAUAACAAUCGGCUUCGGGCAGUUCCUCGCGAUGCCUUUCUCAACACACGAAUCGAAUUUUUGGAUCUAUCUAACAACCUGUUCGCUGCCUGGCAGGCAACCGCUUUCGCCGAUAUUGGAUUUACACUUCGCUCCAUCCAGUUUAGCAACAAUUUACUAGAGUUUCUCGACGAGUACAUGUUUACCAGCACACAAUACUUGCUUGAGCUCAACCUCUCCUACAAUCAAAUUAAACUCAUUCCGGAUAACUCAUUUGCUAAUCUCAACAACCUCACCAUUCUGGACCUCAGUUGGAACCCAUUCAUUACCAUAAAUUUCAAAGAAAUUUUCCUCAAUGUGCCACGACUCCACGAACUACACCUCCAACACACUGGUCUCUACCGCCUGCCUUCUCUCAUACUACCCCAACUAGUAACGAUCGAUAUCAGCCACAAUCACGUCCAAGAAAUCGAAUCCCUAGAGGAGCUCUACUACCUCCGAGAAUUCUACGCCAAAGACAAUAAAAUCAACAACAUCACCAACUUACUUCGAAACCUUCCGUCCUCCAUUCGAGUGCUGGAGAUCUCGCGAAAUCCAAUCCGAAAAAUAUCGUUCCAUGAUUUCACCCAAAAUCGACGAUUAGAAGAGCUCUACAUCGAAGACAUCAAAAUCACCAACCCAGACAUCUUCAUCAAGCUGCACAACCUCAAAAAACUUCGCAUUAACUCCCAGCACAACUUCUCCGAGCUCAUCUCAAAACUUCGUGGUCUCCAGGAACUCUACGUUACAGUCUACGAAGAUCACAUCGACGACAAUCUCUUCACGGCCAAAAUGCACACAAUCACCAAGCUGAACCUACUGGAGAUCACCGGACGCCGUCUGGUGCAGAUCCACCACAAAGCCUUCGUCGGCCUGGCGCGCAACCACGACCUCAAGCUGCGGAUACGAAACACCCUGGUGAACGAUCUUCCACCGGGGAUAUUCUACGCCCUCAAGUACAUCCCCCGGUUGAGCAUCGACCUGUCGGAUAACAUGCUGGCGGCGCUGGCGCCCGAUAGUUUCUAUCCGAACGCGAGCUCGUGGGAUGCCGUGGGGACUCGGAGCGUCAUCGGGGGACUGGACAUCAGCAACAACCCGAUGCAGUGCGAUUGCGGGCUGGUGUGGCUGGGGCACUGGCUGAGGCGAUGGCUUCGGGAGACUACGCAGGUCAACCCGAUCCAGAAGGACGAGAUGCGGAAGAUGAUCCGGAGGGCGAAGCGAAGUACCUGCACGGAUCCGCUGACCGGUCGACGAUUACCCUUCCUGGAGAUGUUCCCAGAGGAUUUGCUGUGCCACGCGAGUGCCCUCAGCAGUUUGGCGCUCAAGUUGCGCUUCCGGUUUAUGGUCAUCUGUCUGAACGUGCUGCUAAUACUCGUACAUAAAUCUAGGAUUCUGAUAUUUUAAUGCUCCGUUUCCGCGCACAAGCCCCGACUAUCACUUUCAACAAACUCCACCAGCAACAACAACAUCUGCACACCGUUAUAAAGCAUCAUGGAUUGCGGAGCAAAGUUAGCCGAACUUUCGUAGGAGAUUUUUUCUCUGGAAAAACAGCAGCAAUUCCUACUUCUGCGGAGGCACGUAAGAGAAGCGUUCAGUCGAAUGAUGCGGAUUAAGAACACUCCCACAAUCUACCGUUGAAAUGUAGCAUUUAGUCGGAAGAAGGGCGCGAACGAGGACGCGAUGCUGUAUAAAGGAUGAGCAGAGUAAGUGGAAAAGAUUUUUCUGAUUGCUUCAGUAUUGAAGGUCAACUCGUUGUACAUACUAGGGAAAUAUUUUUUUUAAUCGAGUAAAAGGUCCAAAUUAGUGUUACAGAAGCUCCCUUUCCUAGGAGUUGUUGGAUGACCCAAAAAAAAAAAAAUAAAACACAUCGUUUGAACGAGAUUUCAGAAAGCGUGUACCAAAGCCAACCUUUGUAUAAGUGAGUAUGUUCGCAAUUAGUGUCCCUAAGAAGAAAAAAACGAUAAGAGAGAAGAAGCUCUUAAAAUGUGAUAAACGGAAGAUUUGCUAUAUAAAUUCAAACUUAUAAAAACCCGAAAUGAAAAUAAACAAUCAAUAAAAUUGUAUUAAAUGGCGAGACGAGAAAACUUUUUCCGUUCCCAACGAAUGGAAGCCAGCAGCAAUGAGAAGGUGACAUGACAGACGAAAAACUCCCAUUUGUUCGUAACUAAUUUAAAUUUUAAUUUGUUCACCAUCUCCGACUGUUUAGUUCUCUCUCGCUUCUUCGUAUUCUGAGUUCGGCAUGGAUCGUGGUUGGUAAUCCACCGCAAACAUUCCCAUUUUACGUGAAGAGGAGCGAAUCUCACCCCAGCAGCAGGAGGCAGUCAAUAUGUUCUUUAACUUUGAAAAAAUAUGGUAAUAUGCUGCCAAAAACAAGUGUGCGAAAUUGGAGACGAUGCUUUCGAAUGGAUGGAAUUUUCAUUAUCCCAGUGGAGGGGACUUGAAGAUAAGGGUGCUCCUAAUGCAGCGAGAGGAAUAUUGAUUAUGGUUUCUGCCGUCAAUAUUAUGCAAGCAAUGAUAAAAUUAUGUCAAAGUACUCAAACUUCGGUUGUUUUGAUUGGGAUGAGGUUGACUUAAUGUAAAUAAUCUAUCGCGAAAACGACAAUUGCAAUGGAAGGUUGCAUGGAGAUCUUUGUAUGCAAUUUCGGUUGUAUUCCAGCUCAAUUUCCAAUCAAAUAAUUUGGUGUAGAAUAAUUUCAGAACAGUUGAACAGUUUUCAUUAGUAUGAUGAACAAUACAUAUUUGAAUUUAAAAAAUUUCUCUUUUAUCUCUUUGUUAUUAUUGCCACAAUGAUUAAAUAUGCAAGGAAUUUUGGGUUAGGAACAGAAGAAUCAUAUAAAAAGGUUGACAAGCCAUUGAUGAUGGUAACUGAAGGUUUCGACUUUCAGUCACAAUAAAGCGUUAAUUAUUCUAUAUCAUUGGCAAUGAUUAACAUACUUCUUACAAUAACAUACUGAUAAAACUUUGAAAGAACAAUGAGAAAAAGCCAACUCGGAUUUCUAACAUGAAAAAACACCUUUAGAUUAAUAUCAUCAUGGAUGAAUUUUGUUAGUCAAGUUGACUAAAACUCAAUCAAUUGAUGUUUUUCUUCAUGAAGAAUUCGUUCCUAGUUCCGGGCCCAAUAAUAGAAAACCCGUUCGACAAUGCGAUUAAAAGUGUCGAAAAUGGAAACCGCUCCCAUCUCCGUUUCCAGAAGAAAAAAGAGUUUUUUUUUGUUCGCUCAAUACUCGUUCAAAAAAACCCAAAACUCGUCCACUUUAGCCUG
Aedes aegypti (yellow fever mosquito) is the source of this 5516-nucleotide messenger RNA. Its product is annotated as chaoptin. The record is from RefSeq and is a predicted model, not a curated record. NCBI's taxonomy places the organism in Eukaryota, Metazoa, Arthropoda, Insecta, Diptera, Culicidae. Bases 20 to 3658 code for a protein of 1212 amino acids. The transcript has 4 exons. Gene Ontology annotation, molecular function: protein binding.